CUCGACGCGCGCGCGCGCGCUGCCGUCCACACAAAAAACCACCGCCACCAUAUCCUCACUAACCCCGCCAUCACCAUGCUCGCCUCGCCACCGCCACCGCCACCGCCACCGCCGCCGCGAUGCCCCCCUCCCUCGCCGCCACGCCGCUCCCCAUCACCCCUUCCCACCGCCCAGACCCCACCUCCUCCUCCUCCUCCUCCUCCGUCCAGCUCCUCCGCUCGCUCGCGCGCUCCCGCCGCGCACACCUCGCCCACCGCGCGCUCCUCCUCUUCCGCUCACUCCACAGCUCCCCAUCCCCACCGCCGCCGCACUUCUCUCUCCCCGCCGCGCUCUCCGCAGCCUCGUUCCUCGCCGCGCUGCCCGAGGGCCGCCAGCUCCACGCCCUCACCGUCAAGCUCAACCUCUCUCCGGCCCACACGGUCGUCGCCAACUCCCUACUCCACCUCUACGCCUCCUGCGGCCUCCCCGACGCCGCGCUCGCCCUCUUCCGCCACAUCCCCGCCAAGUCCCUCGUCUCCUGGAACACCGCCAUCGACGCCCUGGUCAGCAACGGCGACCACGUCGGCGCGCUCGAGCUCUUCCGCGAGAUGCAGCGGGACGCGGCGGGCCUCGCCCCCGACGCCUACACCGUGCAGAGCGUCAUCGGCGCGUGCGCCGGCGCGGGCGCGCUCUCGCUCGGGGUCUACGCGCACGCGCUGCUGCUACGGGAGCUCGGGGGCCACGGCCACGGCCACGGCCAGGCCGUGUCCCGCGACGUGCUCAUCAACAACUCGCUCGUCGACCUCUACGGCAAGUGCGGGGCGGCGGAGCUCGCGCGCCAGGUGUUCGACAGGAUGCCCGACCGGGACAUCACGUCCUGGAACGUCAUGAUCCUCACGCUCGCCAACCACGGCCGCGUGCGCGAGUCGUUGGACCUGUUCGAUCGGAUGACACGGCUGGAGAAUGUUGUGCCCAACGCCAUCACCUUCGUCGCGGUUCUCAGUGCGUGCAACCAUGGCGGGAUGGUGGAGGAAGGCAGACGGUACUUCGAGAUCAUGGUGAGCGAGUACGGGAUCAGGCCGAGGAUCGAGCACUACGGGUGCAUGGUGGACAUCUUGGCACGAGCUGGGUUCAUUCAAGAGGCCCUGGAUGUCGUGUCUGGGAUGAACUGCCGGCCUGAUGCCAUCAUCUGGAGGAGCCUGCUUGAUGCAUGCUGCAAGCAGAAUGCCGGGUCGGAGCUCAGCGAGGCCAUGGCCAAGAUGGCACUUGAUGUUCCUGAUGAUGCUGUAAGUGGCGUCUAUGUUCUGCUCUCGAGGGUCUAUGCGUCCGCGCAGCGGUGGAACGACGUCGGCAUGGUCCGGCGGUUGAUGAGCGAGGAAGGUCUCAAGAAGGAACCAGGAUUCAGCUCUAUCGAAAUGGACGGCUUGGUUCAUCAGUUUGUCGCAGGCGACACGUCGCACCCUCUAUCCGAGGAGAUAUACAUGAAGCUGGAUGAAAUUGAAGAGAGGCUCGCAUCCUCUGGAUACAAGCCAGACUUAUCAGAGGCUCGUAUGGUUGCUGGCAUGGACCAUACCAAGGGCGCUGCGCUCCGUCUGCACAGCGAGCGCCUAGCCAUAUCUUUUGGCUUGCUCAAGGCGAGAGCCGGGGCACCUAUUCGGAUUCUGAAGAACCUGAGAGUGUGCAAAGACUGCCACACUAUCAGCAAGCUCGUAUCAGAGCUGUAUGGUGUCGAGAUCAUCGUCAGAGACCGGAUUCGGUUUCACCAUUUCAAGGAUGGAGUAUGUUCCUGCAAAGACUACUGGUGAUCCUUAAGCCAUGAUAUAUGCAGAGAGGUUGCGCUGCUGUUUGACUAUUGAACAGAAGAGAAAGUGUACCUCUGUAGGCGCUCGGCGCCAAGUGAACCGAGUGUUCGGUGCUGAGAUAGUUCUUUCUUGUUCUAGGUUGUCAAGAUCGACUGGUCAAUUAAACAGAAUAUUAUAGGAUUUGUGACAACUACAUUGACCCGAUAAGAAAUAUGAGAUCAGUCGGUCAAAUGUGUAUGAAUUGGAUUUGAGUAAUUCCCCAAGUCCACUUGUAUAUGGAAUUGCAAUCAUUAGAAAGGAAGGUUGAAAUCAUCAGAGAAAUGAACUACUGUAUUCAACACGAGUGCAUGCUUUCACUCGACGAUCAAUAAUCCAAGUCUCCAGUUAAGCAUCCACAGUAUGGACAAUCACCGGGCUCCUCACCUGGCGUUCACCGUCGGACCACACGACAGCAGCCGAGAAAUACUCGUUCCCGUCGUGCAACGCGCCAGAGACCGUCACGGUGAAGGACAUCCUCUGAUGAAGAUGGCUGAACGCCAGCCUCCUCGGCCAAACGGCGACAACAGUUUGACCAGGCCGCGAGCCUACAAUCUUGGCGACGUACACCGAUCCUGGCACGCCGACGUUGGUGACGCUGCGCGGGAAGUGGGCGGUGAAGUUCUUCCCCGGCACGGCGUGGAAGGCCAUCGUCGGGUAGUUGAGGUCGGCGGCGGACCCUUUACGGCCGCCGUGGCAGGUCGUGGCGUCGUCGGAGCCGGUGACGAGCCGGAGCUGCGUGGAGUUGUACCCCUGGGCGCACAGCAUGCGCACGUAGUCACCCUGGCGCGCGUCGUACACGAGGCCCGGGUCCCGUGCCUGCGCCGGGUUGAGUUGCCCCGCGCCGUAUGUGAGUUCGGCGCCGCCGCGGUUGCGCGACGGGUCCAUUGGAGUUGCUGCAAGCACACGCCGCCGAUGUGCAAGUGACUACAUUUGGGAAUGAAAGACACGAGAGAGCGCAUGCGCAUUGAUUGAAUACCUGUGGUGAUGAGAGCCGACAUGAUCAUCGCCGGCGACCAGUCAGGGUGGAAGGACUUGACGUAGGCCGCUGCGCCGGUCGCGUGGGGGCACGCCAUGGACGUGCCCGAGGCGAUGUUGUACGCCACGCUUCUCCCGGCCACCAGUGACAGCGGUGACCACGCCGCCAGGAUGUCGAUCCCCGGCGCCGACAGAUCCCAGGAGUAAUCGUGUUGGGACCUGGCGAAGAAAACCCGGCCACGAUGGGGGCUUCAGAGUCGAAGGCUGCCUCGCUGGUGUGGAUGGUGCCCACAGGAUUACUGAAGAAAACAUCACGAUGUUUCUCCAUUUCAGCUCUGCAAAACGGAAUUUGUCUGGCUACUAGGCUGAUAAUCAUACCGGGUUCUGUUUACGUAGGCCAAGAUUCCAUUGAACUGAUCCUGGGUAACCAUGAGGCCAGGGAGGGUCACCUGCCACGCCACGUCGGGCUCGUAGGUGACCAUGACUGCGCCGGCAGCGCCGACGAUGGCCGGGCCGCUGCCAUUGUUCCAAGAGGCGCAGAGCAAGAUCUUCCCCUUGUAUGACCGUCCUGCCACGGUCAGUGACUCUGGUUCACAAGAACUGCAUCAUUGGACGACAUGUUAAACCAACAAUACGAGCAUGAUCCCGUACCGUACAGCUAAAAAUCAGUUCAUGUUACUAAGGUUGUAACAAUUACCCGUUGAUUGGGUGAAUAAGUGGAGCUUUCUUCAGCUUGGGGAAGAAAUUAAUGGAGACCCCCUGUAUCAGAAGAACAUGUAAAAAAAUAUGGGACUACCUUGCGAAAUGUUCCUUUUGCGAAGUUUCA
Messenger RNA from Lolium perenne, 3621 nucleotides. RefSeq names its product pentatricopeptide repeat-containing protein At1g59720, chloroplastic/mitochondrial-like. Gene Ontology annotation, biological process: RNA modification. The record is from RefSeq and is a predicted model, not a curated record. NCBI's taxonomy places the organism in Eukaryota, Viridiplantae, Streptophyta, Magnoliopsida, Poales, Poaceae. Gene Ontology annotation, molecular function: zinc ion binding; protein binding; RNA binding.